CAGCACUUUCAUCAAAGGAAAAAACUUGGUUUGCAAGACAGUCCUCCUCGUUCUUCACGGAAUCGCGUGUGUCACGGUGUGUGUGUGAGCGCGCGUUUGACAGAUCGGUAACGCGAGGGGGGUGAUGCAAAAUGGACGACGGCCGGAAAAAGACGCAGGACUACGCUCGAGCGGAAAUCGAGAGCAGACAAAGACGGAAGCAAAACGACGACGACGACGCAGAGCGAAAGGACAAGGAACGAUUGAUGGAGUUGCUGCACAAGUACAACGAUAUUAAGGAUGCGACGCAGCGCGUGCUUGGAGCGCUGGCCGUCCACGAAGGUGUCACGGUGCGGGAAAUGCAUCGGCGGUACAACUUACCGCUGGAUUCGUAGCGAUUGGCGACGGAUUAUUUAUUUACUUUUUCAUAUAUUUAUUUUUAACAAAAAAAAAACUGUAUGUACUAUUGUGUAAAUUUACAUAUAUGAAUUAAUUCUAUUGAAAUUAAUUGGACCACUCCCUCCAUUUCGAGCCAGUACCAAUUUAAAGAAAAAUGCGGACGUAGAAUGGAUUUGUGUAGUCCAUUUUCCAAUUUAUUUUGUUUUCAGUGUAUAUUGCGCAAAUGAAAAUUACUACUUAAUUUUCAC
Culex pipiens pallens (northern house mosquito) is the source of this 626-nucleotide messenger RNA. RefSeq names its product DNA repair protein SWI5 homolog. The transcript is spliced from 2 exons. Bases 132 to 374 code for a protein of 80 amino acids. Gene Ontology annotation, biological process: double-strand break repair via homologous recombination. NCBI's taxonomy places the organism in Eukaryota, Metazoa, Arthropoda, Insecta, Diptera, Culicidae. The record is from RefSeq and is a predicted model, not a curated record. Gene Ontology annotation, cellular component: Swi5-Sfr1 complex; Swi5-Swi2 complex.